AUGAAGAAAUCGGCUCGAACGCGGCGGGCAUGUUCCGGCUUGUCGGCCUUGAUGGCAGGGGCAGUUCUUCAAAAGCGCGUGCCAGUCCUCUCCGCGACGUGGAGCUCCUCAAGCACUUUUGUCCAAAGCAGCAGCCGAUCUAUUGCGACGCCCAUCCGUUUCUUGCCCAGCCACUUGAGCCUUCGGGUUGCACCCGCCCCUCGUGAACGAACUGCGAUGCGGGCAAACGGUGCGCUUUCCUCUCCCCUAUUUCUGGCCUCGGUUGCUGGUAUUGCCACUGGCACAAUAGUUGUGCUGUUGAACGACUUUGUCCACCUUCUGCAAGACUUUCUGCUGGAACUUCCAGGGCUUGCUGUGCUGGCCCCCGUUAUAUCCGCUUUUUUCGUGAGUCUGCUGCUGCUUUUUCGGGGCCAGAAAGGCCUCUCUGGCUCCUCGGAUUUGGCCUCCUUGAAGGCCUCGGGCGGCGCACCGCCCCAAGACCGCAGCGAGGCGCCCUUGCGGGCUUUGGCCGCUGGUUUAACCUUGGCCGGUGGCAACUCCCUGGGCCCGGAGGGUCCGAGCGUGGAGAUCGGCGCGAACGUGGCUGCCAGCUUGUCGGGGUACCAGAAUCAGGAAACUGAGUCCGAGCGGGCAUUGCGCCAGAACUUGCUUGCAGCAGGCUGUGCGAGUGGCAUUGCAGCUGGCUUCAACGCGCCGGUGGCAGGUCUCUUCUUCUCUUUGGAGUCGAUUCAGUCGAACUGCGCCCCCGAGGAUGCGAGAGCUAAGGGCCCUCCGAUGCAGCUCUUGGCGGCCGUGUUGGCUGCCACCGUAUCUCAGUUGGGUCUUGGCUCCAGCCCUGCGGUGGAUCUGGAUUUCUUCGGCUGGGUACCGACACGUUCUCUCUGGGAGCUGCCAGUCUUCAUGUCCCUGGGAUUCCUGUGUGGCACUGCAGCCUUCAUGCUGCGUAGCACCCGCCAAGUGGCCAAAGGCGCCUUUGACUGCCUUGAGGCUUGGGGUGCUCCAAGGUUCACCUUCCCCGUGCUGGCUGCUGCAGUGGUGGCCGUUGUUUCCUUCUAUGGGAACAUAGGGGAGGUCUUGUAUAAGGGAUUUGAGAACGUGAACCUUAUAUUGAAAGAGGUCGACGGCUCUCGACAGCCGCCAGCUGCGUUUGCUGGCGAUCCUCUCACUCAUCUGUUUCUGCUCAUCGUUGCAAAAAUUUUCCUCACGGCGGUGUGCCAGUCCUCUGGACAGGUGGGUGGUCUCUUUGCGCCUGCGCUGUUCAUCGGUGCGUGCUUAGGAGGUUUGGUAGGCCGAAGCCUGCGAGAUUUCCUGUGGCCGUUCGCACUUUGGCUGCCUGAGCUUUCUAUCUUCAAGAGCGAGGGGCCAUUCGUCUUCUCUGUACCUGCCACCUAUGCUAUCGUCGGCAUGGCCGCCUGCCUUGGUUCUAUUUGCAAUGUGCCGCUGACAGCUGUGGUGCUUCUCCUCGAGCUGGCUGGUGGGAAGGAUUACGGGGUCGUUCUUCCAACCGUCGCAGCCGUAGGUGUGGCUGUGUACGUGGAAGACCUGCUGUCCAGGGGCAUACCCAAGAUGAUGAGCCAGUGGAUGCCAGCGGACUCCACACAGGCACCACCUCCAGCUGCACGCUCCCAAGGUGAGCCUCUCAGGCUUCUCUGUCAGUGCGAAUCUGCUCUGGAGGAGCUGCCGCCCGAUGUCUCCGCUGUCGAGCCGUCGAUGCCCCUGGAAGCUGCACGGCAAGAGCUACUUCGACUCGGACCCGGAGGGCGCCUCGCCGUUUUCGAGGACCUGCCAUCUCUGGAGACCCCGCCGCGGCUUCUUGGACUCGUCUCCUUGGCGGACCUAGACGCGGCCGACGCGGAGAAGCGCGGUUCCGGCUGA
Messenger RNA from Symbiodinium necroappetens, 1875 nucleotides. NCBI's taxonomy places the organism in Eukaryota, Dinophyceae, Suessiales, Symbiodiniaceae. The record is from the annotation of a GenBank genome assembly.